Molecule: messenger RNA, 5084 nt
Organism: Haliotis rufescens (red abalone)
Lineage: Eukaryota; Metazoa; Mollusca; Gastropoda; Lepetellida; Haliotidae
Product: LIM domain-binding protein 3-like
Exons: 14
Coding region: 135-2075 (646 amino acids)
Biological process (GO): muscle structure development; actin cytoskeleton organization
Cellular component (GO): stress fiber; filamentous actin; Z disc
Molecular function (GO): muscle alpha-actinin binding; actin binding
Source: RefSeq, a predicted model, not a curated record
GUGCCGUGUGCAAAGCUGAGUCAGUGGACUUUACCGGCUCGUGUGUUGUGUAGUCGGGCCUUCAUUCGGGAAGGAGUGGGAGCGAAGGGAUACCCUCAGUAGAUUAUAGUUGCUGCUACAACUGAACUGUCAAAAUGUCCGUGCUUACUCUAGAAGCCAAGCUAGAGAGGACGGAUAAAGGAACGCCAUGGGGCUUUCGUAUGCAAGGAGGCAAGGACUACGCGAGCCCCUUAACCAUUCAAAGAGUUACACCCGGGAGUCUGGCAGCUAAGUGUGGCCUUCAAGCGGGAGAUAUCAUUCUGAAAAUAGGGAAUGCUGCUGCUGAGCCUUUGAGGCAUAAGGAAGCUCAGGACAUCAUUGUAGCCUGCCCUAACAGAUUGGACCUGCUUCUGCAAAGAAUUAAAGAAAAGAAAAGUGAACCGGUUAACAGAGGUGGCUCAAGUAUCCAGCCUGCCUAUGACAAGUUUCCUGUCAACCAGUUCGGGGGAGGAUCCAGCCCAGCACAGGGGAGUUUCCAGUCCUCACAGAACUUCAAUGCUGCCCCCAAGCCUUUCGGGGCGCCGUCUCCGGCUGCCCCUGCUGCCCCAGCUGCUGCCCCUAGCUUCAGUAGCCCCAGCGUCAACAGCCUGUCUCAGCAGACACAGAACAUGAACAUCUCGGGCAGCAGCAGCAGCCAGGCACCUGACUACCUAACCGCAGCACAGCGGUAUACGGAGAGGGACACGGCGCCAGACCCCACACAGAACCAAUCAAGAUCUUUCAAAUUUCUUCAAGGUCUCAUGGACAGUGGACAAGAAGCCCCCACUGCCUUCGGACAGCCCCCUGCGGGAGACACGCCCGGCGCGGCGGGCUCCUCCCAAGGGAAGGUCAAGGCCAUCAUGGCGCAGAAAUAUAACAACCCCAUUGGACUAUAUUCAGACACCAAUGUGGAGAGAGAACUCGAAGGACAGUCUAAAUUCUUGGUCAAAGAUCCCAGCGGGAACGAUGAGCCAUCACCAGCACCAACUUUCGGCAGAACUAACGGUACAUCCACCGAAAAUAAUUCCAACCCAGAAAAACGUGCAUAUUAUCCUUCUGAAACAUUUAAGUUGGUUCAGGAGGAGGAACACAAGCAAGAGAAAGGGGAUCCGAGAUACAAACCUGCUCAAUCUCGGUCGCUCAAAAUGUUACAAGACCAACUGGAGAGUGGUGGAGGAGUUACACCUGGACAGGCAGCUGGAGGAGCCAAGCACACUGGAUGGGCUCCACCUAAGCCAGCCCCAGCCCCAGUAUCAGCCCCUCCCCCUCCCCCUGCUGCCAAGCCAUGGGCCCCCUCUGCCCCUGCACCACCACCCCCAGGCCCAUCCAUGGGAGGACCGAUGGGAGGACCGAUGGGAGGACCCGGAGGACCCAUGGGAGGACCUAUGGGGGGACCCGGAGGACCCAUGGGGGGUUCCCGAGGCCCAGUGCCCAAGCCCACUGGCAAGGGGGCAACAAAGUUCAAGAAGGGUGAUGCUGUGGUGCGCCAACAGGGGGCGACUGGAGCGGACAUUCCCAGGGUGGCCACCUGUGCCCAGUGUGGGAAUACCAUUAGAGGUCCAUUUGUGGUUGCCAUGGGGAAGACAUGGUGUCCCGACCACUUCAUCUGUGCCAAUGCCCGCUGUGGUGUGAAGCUGAUUGACAUCGGCUUCGUGGAGGAGGGCGGAUACCUCUACUGCGAGCGAGACUACGAGCUGUACUUUGCCCCGAAGUGUACCAAGUGCAGUGUUGCCAUUGUUGGAGAGUGUGUGAAUGCUCUGCAGAAGAGCUACCAUCCUCAGUGUUUCCUGUGCUUCCAGUGCAAGCAGCCGAUUGGUGGAAACCAGUUCCACAUCGAGGAUGGAAGCCCUUACUGUGAGAAAGAUUGGAACGCCAUGUUCCAGACAAUGUGCUCUGGGUGCAGCUUCCCCAUCGAACCUGGCGACAAAUGGGUCGAGGCCAUGAGCAAGAACUUCCAUUCUGAAUGCUUCAACUGCUCGACUUGCCAAAUUAGUUUGGAAGGCGCUCCUUUCUAUGUCAAGGCCGGGAAGCCCUUCUGCAAGAAACAUGUACGAUAGAAUAACACUGGAAGAUACAAUAAUUAUUCUUACAAUACAACUGUUGACUAAUAAGUGAAGAUGAGUUCUGGCUACAGUACUGGGUUAUUCCACAGUCGACGGUUUGCGGUGCCUUGUGGUGAAAUGGCUAGUUAGCUAGGGUCUUUUUUUAUUGCUCCAUCCACAUUUCAAUAAUUCCUUUGUUUAAGCAAUUAAAAACUAUGUGACUGUGUGCCUUGAUUAUAUAAGCAUACAGUUUAUAUAAUAUAAUUUUGAAAUGCAUAAAAUAUGUACAAAAUAUUAAACAUGGUUUAAUGUUUUAUCCUGAUUUGGAAUAUUUGAUAUUUUCUUAUAGUGUCAAGUUGUGCAACAAUUAAAUGGUUCAGAAUAAGAUAAUUAUUAUGCGUAUGGUUGCACUUGAUUUGCUUAGCCAAGCAAUAAAUCUUGAAUAAAUGAGUUUUUGUGUACAAACAACAUUUGUUAGGUUAUUGUUUUUUUAUAACUGUUCAAAUAUGUAUUUUGAUAUAUCUCCUGCUUUGAAUAAUUUUUUAAAGGUGUUGAAAGAUCCGAGUAUGAUCAGAGAAUGUCUUAAAAUAGUGAGAAAAAAGCAUGAGGCACAAUCUGUGAAUCUGAUUGGUUAAGUCAGUCUCUGUGUGCAGAAUGUGUAUAUAUACCAAUGUCUGAAUCUCUUGUUAUAGCCAAAUGUAAUAUUGAAAUCUGUUUUAGGAGAAUAGUAUCUUAUGUGUGUGCCUUGUGUUCUUGUUUGCUACCAACUGCCAUUACGCUUCUUUACCCAAUGAAACAGUCAUUUAACUUUAGUCAAGUUUAGAAGGCUCAAACGGAACAUAAAAAUAACUUGCGAAGACUUUGUAUCACCUGUAGCCCAAGUAACUUUCAUCAUUAACAUAUCAUUUGCUUGGUGUUAGCGAUAUAUAUUAGUUACUGUGGUAUAUCAACUAUAUAUCCAUCUUCGAAAAAGAAUGUUAAAUGUUAUGAAUCACUGUGUUCUAAGCAAUAUCCUUUUUUAAUUUCUUGAGAUCUCAUGUUAUGCUAAAUGCAAAAAAUAACAUUGUCGAUUCUGUGGACUGAGAAAAUAAACAUUUGCAUAAUUUUUAUAUGUUAAAAGAAGUCAUUAUUUGGUCUCAAUUAUGACAUUUUGGAGUGAAGUGUUUUGUAAAAGAAUCCAUGGUUUCCAAAUUUCCAUGCAGCAUUUUUUUGGUGAAUACUUUAAGAACAAAUCAAUAGUAUGAGGCUGAAAUUGCUUGUGAAUAUUCCACAUUAAUGUGCUUCGAUGUGUAGUUUGAGUUGUAUGCCCAAACCUUUAUGUAAGUAUUGUAUAUAUAUAUACAUGUUGUUAACACCUUCCCUUAUAUCCCCUGCAUAAUGUCUUUUCUUGUGUAUAUAGGUCUUGUAGAUAGAUGUCAACUCUCUUCUGUUCUUGCUUUUCUAUCAGGGUCUCUCCAAUAUAUGCAAAUCUUUUAUUUUUAACCUAUUUAUGUAGAUAUAUUGUACAAAGAUUAUACAUAGUUGAUACAAAUUUAUAAGUAAUUUAUGACUUUUAUAACUUCGCCUCAAUAUGUACCAUUUUUUAGACCUUUGUAAGAAAUACUAUUUUCUUACACCCUUUUCUAUUGUCCAUUCUGAGUUCUGGUGGCCUAAAUUCAAAAGUCAUAUGCAAUUAUUUAAAUGAUUUCCAUGGUGAUAAAUAUUUGAACUCAAUAUAUGUAUGCCAAAACAUUUUUGCAUGCAUUAGUGACUUCAUUUAUCAUUAAAAGAAACGGAUAUAUGAGUGCAAGCAGUAGCUAGGAACACAAUAUGUUGUGACAGGAGAGGCGUGACUGUUUCAAUAUGGAUGCCAUUAGAGCCAGUUUUAUACUUGCAACUAUUCCCUUGUGUUGGACUUUUGUCAGUUUAGUACCUCAGUUUUUCAGGAUGUUGAAUGUAAUGUCAGGUGUUAUAGUCCAAAUAUUUUCCUGAGAUUUAGCCUUUUUUCUCUUACCAAAAUGCAAGCUUAAACCUGUGCAUGAUUUGCACUGAAGAAAGAAAACAAACUUUUACAGCAGGUGUUUAUGGAAUGAAUCGUCUUCAGCGAUAAAGUCAUUUCCAUGCAUGCAUAAUGUGAGGUUUUUCAAAAAGCAUUGUUCUCAAGUAUGAUAUAUGCUACUCAACAUUUGCUAAAGACCAGGGCGCCAUUGUACAAAACAUCCUUAGCGAUAUGACUGUUGUAAGCCUGUGUUGAGGUAUGGGAGUUAAAAUCACCUUAGCGCAAGAUCGCUUUGUAACGGCACCCUGACCUUGGACUAAAUAUGACACUUUGGGUCCGAUGCAUGUGUGGAGUAGUGUACAUAAAAGUCUUGCAUUUUGAUGCAGUGUUGAGAUAAUCACAUGAAAGGAGACGAGUUGCAGAAUUUUGCAGCAGACUUGACAUGAUUCUGAGUUUCUCACAAAUAGGUUGAGACUUGACAGAGUAUGAUACAUGAAAGAUGAUGUAAUAUACUAUGUUCUCAGAAUCAUCUUGAACAUUUCGCAGGGUACUCAAAUGUUACAUCACAAGGGGUCAAUGCAUUACAGAGGUUGAUGUGUUACUGAAUAUAUCACACAAAAGUUAAUGCGUUAUUGAAUAUAUCGUAAGGAAACUGAUGUGUUAUUCAAUGUUUCGCAAGGAAACUGAUGCAUUAUUCAAUGUUUUGCAAGGACGUUGAUGUGUUAUAGAAUAUAUCGCCCUAGAAGCUGUUAUAUAAGGCUUGUUCUGUUGUAUACAUUGCAUACAGUGUAUAUAUAUAGUUCAUAAAUAUACCUUGACAUGAUGGUAGUAUGAAGGGCUGUUUUGUUUGUUUAUUUUAAGUCUUGAGUUUGAUCCCAUCUGUGUGGCUACAUGGGUGUAUACCCAGACAUAACAUGGAGAUCCUCGUGUUUGGAUGCAAAUUAAUAUUGAACUGUCUUCAAACAGUACUCCUAGUAAUACUUGAUACAGUAGUAACUUUCCAACCAUAUCAUGUUCCGAGUAAUAAACGCAAGGAAUAAUUUUGA